CAGCACAGUUUCAGCAGACAAGCCAGACCAAGAAAAGGCAGAAAUCAAGAUGAAUGAUGUGAAACUUGCAAUCUUGGGAGGUGAAGGGACUGGCAAGUCCGCCCUGACAGUAAGGUUUCUUACUAAGAGAUUUAUCGGAGAAUAUGCUUCCAAUUUUGAAUCUAUUUAUAGUAAACAUUUGCAUCUGGAAGGAAAACAAGUUAAUUUGGAAAUAUAUGACCCUUGUUCUCAACCAAGGAAAGCAAGCUCUUCCCUCGCAAGUGAGCUUCACUGGGCCGACGGGUUUGUGAUUGUUUACGAUAUCAGUGACAGGUCCUCGUUUGCUUUUGCCAAAGCACUGAUGUACAGAAUUCGGGAGCCCCAGACUAGCCAUUGUAAAAGAGCUGUGGAGUCUGCAGUGCUUUUGGUUGGCAACAAGCAAGAUCUGGGUCACGUGCGGGAAGUUGGCUGGGAGCAAGGACAAAAGUUGGCACUGGAUAACCGAUGCCAAUUCUGUGAACUCUCGGCUGCAGAGCAGUCUCUGGAGGUAGACAUGAUGUUUCUACGAAUUAUCAAGGAUGUCUUGACAAGCAUCAAGCUCAAAGAUAAGAGAAGACCCAGUGGAUCUAAGUCAAUGGCCAAAUUGAUCAAUAAUGUAUUUGGAAAGAGAAGGAAAUCUGUUUAGUAGACAUGUGCUC
Messenger RNA from Ochotona princeps (American pika), 677 nucleotides. RefSeq names its product RERG like (gene RERGL). Gene Ontology annotation, molecular function: GTP binding; GTPase activity. NCBI's taxonomy places the organism in Eukaryota, Metazoa, Chordata, Mammalia, Lagomorpha, Ochotonidae. The record is from RefSeq and is a predicted model, not a curated record. The coding region runs from base 50 to 664 and encodes 204 amino acids. The transcript has 5 exons.